This is a messenger RNA of Hyalella azteca, 3677 nucleotides long. It is a transcript of the gene dre4, whose product is annotated as FACT complex subunit spt16. The transcript is spliced from 22 exons. The record is from RefSeq and is a predicted model, not a curated record. Gene Ontology annotation, cellular component: FACT complex. Gene Ontology annotation, molecular function: nucleosome binding. Gene Ontology annotation, biological process: transcription elongation by RNA polymerase II; positive regulation of transcription elongation by RNA polymerase II. Bases 136 to 3414 code for a protein of 1092 amino acids. Lineage: Eukaryota; Metazoa; Arthropoda; Malacostraca; Amphipoda; Hyalellidae.
AAAAGAGACCAAGAAGAAUGAAAUUCUGCUACCCGCGAAUCCCGCAGUUUUGUUUUGGAUUCAUUUUACCAGUGCUUUUUCAUGAUAGAUCUUCAUUCUGCAAUCUAACGCCGGGGACGCGAAUGGUCGAUCAAGAUGUCAAUUCAAAUUGACAAAGAAACUUUCUUCCGAAGAGUUCAAAAAAUAUACACAGCAUGGAAAAGUGAGAAGGAUGGCGGAGAAGCCAGCAAGUGCGAUGCUCUGGUCUCGUGUGUGGGGGCUGAUCAAGAGGUGAUCUACAGCAAGUCAACGGCUACACAGACAUGGCUGCUCGGGUACGAGCUCACCGAUACUAUCAUGGUCUUGUGCGAGGACAAGCUCUACUUCCUGGCCAGCAAGAAGAAAAUUGAAAUCCUUGACAGUUUGACAAAGAACAAAGAUGACAAAGCGCCCACGGUGGUGACUUUGGUACGUGACAAAGCAGACAAGGAUGCUGCCAACAUCAAGACGCUGGUGGCCGCCAUCAAGGCAAGCAAGAAGGGCAAGACUGUUGGGGUGUACGCCAAGGAGAAGUUCUCUUCUGAACUCGUGGACGCCUGGAGGAAAGCCUUGAAGGACUUUGAACAGGUGGAUGUGAGCAACUGGAUGGGUGUGCUGAUGAGUGUGCGGGAGGAUGGCGAGGUCAACACCAUGAAGAAGUCGUCCCUGGCUACCGUGGACGUCUUCAACAAGUACCUCAAGGAGCAGCUCAUGGACAUCAUUGACAGGGACAAGAAGGUGAAGCACAGCAAAGUAGCAGAGGGCGUGGAGGCGGCCAUGACAGACAAGAAGUAUGUUAGCGUAGACCCUCAGCUGUGCGAGCCUUGCUACCCUCCCAUCAUCCAGAGCGGCGGCAACUAUGCCCUCAAGUUCAGCGUCAGCAGCGACAAAAGCGUGCUGGAGUUUGGGGCGAUCGUGGUGUGCCUGGGCGUGCGCUACAAGAACUACUGCAGCAACAUCUGCCGUACGUUCCUUGUCAACCCUUCAGACAAGAUGCAGAAAAACUACGAGUUUCUGCUCACUGCUUAUGAGAAACUCAUCGAGAAACUUAAGGCCGGGCGUCGUCUGAGCUCCGUAUACGAGGAGGUGGUUGCCUACGUCACGGAGCACAGGAAGGAUCUCGUCGAUAAACUCACUAAGAGCUUCGGGUUCUGCACGGGCAUUGAGUUCCGCGAGUCAGCGCUGGUUCUUGGCCCCAAGAGCAGUGGCCGCCUAUUGGCCGGCCAAAUCUACAACGUCAGCCUCGGCAUCGCUGACCUCACCAACGCUGACGCUAAGAACAGCACUGACAGCAAAUACGCGCUCUUCAUUGGCGACACAGUCCUUGUUAAUGAGGACGGGCCGGGGACACUGCUGACGGGGGGCAGCAAGAAGAAGCUGAAGAAUGUUGCGGUGUUCCUGAAGGAGGACGAGGAUGGCGAUGAUGAUGAAGAUGAAGUCAAGGACACUCCCGAGAUCAUUGAGGGGGGCAGAGGGGGCCGGCGCAACGCUAUACUUGAUUCCAAGCUCAGGCAAGAACAAUCGUCAGAGGAGAAGCGCAAGCUGCACCAGAAGGAGUUGGCGCUCGCCAUGAACGAGGCUGCCAAGGAGCGCCUAGCGUCCCUCAAGGGCCAGAGCGGCGACACCAAAAUCCGCAAGAGCAACGUGAGCUACAAGUCUGCCUCCUACAUCCCGCGGGAGCCUGCCGUCACCUCCCUCAAGCUCUAUGUCGAUCGGAAGUACGAGACGGUUAUUCUGCCCAUCUACGGGCUGCCGGUCCCCUUCCACAUCUCCAUGAUCAAGAACAUCGGACAGACGCUCGAGGGCGACUACACUUACCUCAGGAUCAACUUCUUCCACCCCGGCGCCAGCAUCGGCAGGGGCGAGGUCUCCUUCCCCAACCCCGACGCCAUCUUUGUCAAGGAAAUUACAUACCGCAACAGCAACAAGAAAGAGCCUGGUGAGCUGACGGCUCCUUCAUCAAACCUCAACGAGGCCUUCAGGUUGAUCAAAGAAGUCCAGAAGAAAUUCAAGACGCGCGAGGCCGAAGAAAAGGAGAAGGAGAACCUGGUCAAGCAGGACACGCUCGUCAUAUCCAACAAUAAGAGUAAUCCUAAGCUUAAAGACCUCUGCAUUCGCCCCAACAUCGUACAGAAAAGGAUCAACGGUACACUGGAGGCCCACACCAACGGCUUCAGGUACACGAGCGUGCGAGGGGACAAGGUCGACAUUCUCUACAACAACAUCAAGAACGCCUUCUUCCAGCCCUGCGACGGCGAGAUGAUCAUCCUGCUGCACUUCCACCUCAAGCACGCCAUAAUGUUCGGCAAGAAGAAGCACCUUGACGUGCAGUUCUACACGGAGGUGGGGGAGAUCACGACGGACUUGGGCAAGCACCAGCACAUGCACGACAGGGACGACCUCAGCGCUGAGCAGGCGGAGCGAGAACUUCGUCACCGCCUCACCUCUGCCUUCAAGAGCUUCACUGAGAAGGUAGAGACGCUGUCUAAGAGUCAGGUGGAGUUCGACACGCCCUUCAGAGAGCUGGGCUUCCCUGGCGCGCCCUUCCGCUCCACAGUCUCCCUCCAGCCCACCUCUGGUUGCCUGGUGAACCUGACCGAGUGGCCGCCGUUCGUGAUCGUGCUGGAGGAGGUGGAGUUGGUGCACUUCGAGCGCGUGCAGUUCCACCUCAAGAACUUCGACAUGGUCUUUGUCUUCAAGGACUACACCAGGAAGACGGCCAUGAUCAACGCCGUGCCCAUGAACAUGCUCGACCACGUCAAGGAGUGGCUCAAUUCGUGCGACAUCCGCUACAGCGAAGGCAUCCAGUCGCUCAACUGGCCUAAGGUCAUGAAGGCCAUCGUGGACGACCCUGACGGCUUCUUCGAGCAGGGCGGGUGGUCGUUCCUGGACCCCGACAGCGACGAGGAGGACGAAGCUGAUGAGGACUCUGAGGAGGAUGAGGCUUACAACCCAACCGACGUGUCCGACGAGGCCGCCAGCGACGCUUCUGACUCGGAGGACUACAGUGAUGAGGCUUCUGAGGACUACAGUGACGACGAUGGUGAUGAUAGUGGAGAGGCCGAGGGAUCAUCGGAGGAGUCAGGCAAGGACUGGAGUGACCUGGAGCGCGAGGCGGCGGAGGAGGACAGGAACAAGAACAACUACGACGACUACGAAGACGACCGCCAUAAGAAGAAGACUCUGACCAAGAAGUCGUCUCACAGGUCCCCUGAGAAGUCUCAUAAAUCCUCGCACAAGUCUCACAAGUCCUCGUCGUCAUCGCACAAGUCGUCUCACAGGUCCCCUCAUAAGUCCUCUCAUAAAUCCCCUCACAAGUCCCCUCACAAGGACAAGAAACGAAGCAGAGAUGACAGCCGCGACCACGGCAAAGAUAAGAAGAAAAGCAGGCGCUGAUGGUGAAGGACCGAUGCUGCUCUCGCUUGGUCUCCGUCUGUCACCACAUAGUGAAACAUUUAUUUUACCCUGUCAUUGAUAAACGGAUACCAGAAUUUUAGCCUCCUUGUUUUAGCCAUUGUGCACAUUUUUGGUUCAUUUCCAGCAUUGAAACUAGGAAGACAUUCUCCUCACUGUUGCCCGUAUCGGUGUGACCGAACCGGAGCUAUUUUCUUAUGUACCUUGUGUAUCUCUUUAGUUGACGUAGUAUAGAGUCAUGUGAA